Molecule: messenger RNA, 2488 nt
Organism: Wyeomyia smithii (pitcher-plant mosquito)
Lineage: Eukaryota; Metazoa; Arthropoda; Insecta; Diptera; Culicidae
Gene: adp
Product: WD and tetratricopeptide repeats protein 1
Exons: 8
Coding region: 198-2078 (626 amino acids)
Biological process (GO): negative regulation of fatty acid biosynthetic process
Cellular component (GO): cytoplasm; Cul4-RING E3 ubiquitin ligase complex
Molecular function (GO): protein binding
Source: RefSeq, a predicted model, not a curated record
UCAGUAAAAUCACCGAUAGAAGAAUUUGUUUUCCUUUCCGACUCGGCUACCAAUAAAAUGAUUCGUAUUUUUCUGUGCCAUCGUUGAAAUAUUGUAAUAAUUUUAUUUUGAACAAAAUAUUAAAAGUAUCAAAUUCAACUUUGUGCAAUCAAAAGAAGAUUUGAAAUUAAAGUGACCGGCUUAUUAAAAGCCUCUAUAUGAAGCGGAAAUACCAUUAUCCGAAUGUCACUAAUGUGACGCAGAUUCUGGUAGAUCGGAACUAUAGUGAUAUAGAGCAGAUCGUAAAAAAUCGACUGAAAACAGCUCCGCAGUUUGUUGACAAAAUUGAGCUGGAAGCGGAACUGAAAGGACACAACGGCUGCGUGAAUUGUCUAGAAUGGAGUGAAGACGGUCGAAUAUUGGCAUCCGCUUCGGAUGAUUAUCAUGUAAUGCUCUGGGAUCCAUUCAACCAUAAACGAUUGUACGAUCUGGCUACGCCUCAUGAUGGAAAUAUUUUUUCGGUUAAAUUUCUACACAAGCGAAACAACCACAAACUGGUGACAGGUGCCGGCGACUACCGGACCUUCGUGUUCGAUAUCAACCGGGGCAACGAUUUCCCUAUACGGACAUGCAGCUGCCACGCGCAGCGUGUUAAGCGUUUGGCCACAUCGUCGAAGCAUGCGCAUCUUUUCUGGUCCUCCGCGGAAGAUGGAAAAGUUUUGCAGCAUGAUAUGCGAUCGCAACACACCUGCCGGGCCGACGAUGCCAACGUUCUGAUAAACUUGCGCAAUCAUAUCAACGAGAUGCCGGAGGUUAAGUGCAUCGCGAUCAACCCGCAGAGACCAGAGCUGAUGGCGAUUGGAGCGAACGAUUGCUACGCUCGGAUUUACGACCGCAGGAUGAUGUCGCUGAUGAAGCUCACUGCCAACACGGAUCUAAAGCCGAAUGCGAGUAAUACCGACAAUGUUCCACGGGAUGGCUGCGUACAGUACUACUGUCCCGGACAUUUGAGAAAAAACAAGGACACGGUGUAUUCGUUUUUAAAUCAGAAAGCAAUUACUUAUCUGACCUUUAGUCCGGACGGAGGUGAGCUGCUGGUGAAUAUGGGAUCGGAGCAGAUUUACCUGUAUGAUUUAAACCGACCCAAGGAACCGAUGUUCCUACAAUUACCGAAACUAACGGAACCCAUCAACGGAACGAACGGUACGACCACCAACGGCGAGAGAGUCAAACACAAACUUCCACCAGAUGUAGAAAAGAUGAAAAAGGAAGGCAAUGCCAACUUGGAAAAGGAACGGUACCAGCAAGCGAUUCAGCAAUACACGGUAGCCAUUCGGAAAGCACAGGAAAAGGAUUGCUCAAUUCUCUAUUUGAAUAGAGCUACAGCGUUGAUGAAAAGAAACUGGUAUGGUGAUGUCUAUGCCGCCGUCCGUGACUGUCAUCGAGCGCUGCGACUCGAUCCGCACUAUGUUAAAGCUCACUUCCGACUGGCCCGGGCUCUGCUUAAGCUAGGGCAACUCACAAAUGCUUCGGCUUGUUUAGUCGAGUUAGUGCAAAGGUUUCCUUCGUACGCGAAAAAUCACGGCGUGCUGAUGCUGGAAAAGGACAUCGAGACAGAGAUGGAGAAGCAACGGCAGAGACAACGGGAACGAACGGUUGAAUCCGAAACGGAUCAGUUUUCGGACAAUGAAUUGAUUUGGCGAGCGUCUGCGUUAGAUUAUGAGGAUCGCUUUGUGGGGCAUUGCAAUACAAAGACGGAUAUCAAGGAAGCUAAUUAUUUUGGUGACUCUAACUACAUUGUGGCUGGAUCCGACGAUGGAAAUUUCUUCAUUUGGGAGAGAGACAGUGGUAUGAUCGCUUCGAUCUACCAAGCUGAUGAGAUGAUCGUGAACUGUAUUCAGCCCCAUCCUUACGUGUGCAUGCUGGCAACCAGUGGGAUUGAUCACGAGGUUCGUCUCUGGUCUCCACAGGCGUUCGAGUCACAACCGAAGCACCGGGUAGACGAGAUCGUCGGAACGGUCAAUGAGAAUCAAAACCGAAUGCAGUGCGAUCCGUUCGAUUCGUUCGCUCCCGAUCAGGCGAUGUGUAGAGCUAGUUAGCUUUCGUUGGUGCAACUAACGAUCAACAUCAUAUAUGUGAUUAUCAAUAGAAUUAAUAAGUUAUUCGGUAGAAUACAUUUUUAUAGCUGAUCAGCCUGCAAUGCAUAAUGCGACGAAUACAACACAAAAUAAGUCGUCGUAAACUAGACGAAACUCAAUGCAUAAAACCAUUGUUCACACAAGUAAUGAUGUUACUAAGAUAAUAUGCAUAUUUCCUCAAUGAUUCUGUUUAAUGAGCGGAGUUUUACAUAGCUCUCGAUUAGUUGGAUGUGGUGGCAAGUGCAACAUGGUUCGUUUUCGUUUUAUUUUCCUUCGAAACAUAGAUGCUCCACAAGAGUCGGUCGUACUGUAGAAGGCACGAAUGUAACUAUUAAAAAAUGUUAUGAAAUAAAGGCAUAUUGACAAAAUUA